AUGUUCAGGAGAGAGAGUGGAGGCCGUGAGGGUUUGCGCCCUGAGAACACCAACAGUUCUUAUUCAACAGACGUCCUGGAAGAAUCAAGUGACUUCACAGCAUUUUUAGCCGGAGCAGAACUGAAGCAGGAUGAUUGUUCUUCAAGUCUGGCUGCUGAUUUCCCAGCAGUUUCUCCAAGCCCAUCCACUCGCAAUGAGGAUGUGAUGACGGAUGGCUGGAGGAGCCGUAGGAAGCAUGUGUUUGUGCUGAGCGAGGCAGGUAAACCGAUUUACUCACGCUACGGCAGUGAGGAGGCCCUGUCUUCUGUGAUGGGGGUCAUGAUGGCUCUGGUGUCCUUUGUUCAGGUGGGCGGAAACACCAUUCAGUCCAUUCACUCAGAUGGACACAUAAUCGUCUUCCUGCAGAAAGGACCUUUGGUGCUUGUUUCAGCAUCAAAGAGUCAUCAGUCUGAGCUGCAGCUUCGCUCUGAGCUCCUGCAUGUUUACCAUCAGAUAGUCAGCAUGCUCACCCAGGCCAGCAUCAAUCGCAUUUUCCAGUGCAGGAAGAACUAUGACCUCCGCCGCCUCCUGUUUGGAUCUGAGAGGGUUCUAGAUGCUCUGCUGGAUGUUAUGGAGACUGAGGCUGGCUUCUUGCUCUCAGCUGUCCAGUGCCUGCCCUUGGCUCCUUCUACCAGAGACACUAUCAGUCAGAUCCUGCAGAAAGCCAUCACCCCAAACCUGGUCCUGUCGAUCUUACUCUACAACGGGCAGCUCGUCUCCAUCGUCCAGGAGAAGAUGGUCAUUGAAGAUGCCAGGCUAAAGUCGACUGACCUUCACCUCCUUUUGAACCUCAUUCGAGCCUCCUCAGCCUUCCAGACCGGUGAGAUUUGGACCCCCAUCUGCCUCCCCUGCUUCAAUCCGGACUGCUACUUCUAUACGUAUGUAGCCUAUCUGGAUCCUCCUGACUGUACCAUCUGCCUUGUGCUACUGUCCACUGAUAAGGACGCUUUCUAUGCUGUGGCAGAGUGUAAGAGGAAGAUUGAGGAGGGCGUCAGAACCCACAAUGCUUUGCAGUGCAUCUCAAAAGUGCAACUGUGUCAAGUUUGCCAUGUUGGCGUGGCUGAGCUGAGGCACUUCCUUUUCAAGCCUCUUGAUGUUCCAGACCACCACAGCCAGCUGCCACAAUUCACCAGUCCAGAGGUGGAGGCACCAUACAGUACUGAGGAGAAGCGGAUCUACCUGAUGGACCUGUACUGGCACCUCCACAGCCGAAUCCACAGCACCUUGCGGCCCAUUAAACUCCUCUAUCACGCCACCCAGAGAGAGACCCUGCUUGCAUUGGUCACUGGCAAGUUUGAGAUGUACGCCUGCUUUAGUCCACUGGUCACCAAGUCCACAGCCAUUGGUGCAGUCACUAAGCUGCUGCGCUGGAUCAAGAAGGAAGAAGACUGUCUCUUCAUUCGUUCUCCCCCAAAAUACUCCACCACCCCACCAGAGGCCAGAGGCUUCUCCAACAGCAGGGUACAGACCAACAAGCAGGACAAAUCAGACAGCAGUGUUCUCUCACUCAUAUAGUGACCAGUGGCUAUUAAAGAUUGCCUGGACUUACUGGUAGACUCUAUAUCCUAAGAGAG
Messenger RNA from Pygocentrus nattereri (red-bellied piranha), 1613 nucleotides. RefSeq names its product MON1 secretory trafficking family member Ba (gene mon1ba). Gene Ontology annotation, biological process: protein targeting to vacuole; vesicle-mediated transport. The transcript is spliced from 4 exons. The record is from RefSeq and is a predicted model, not a curated record. Bases 1 to 1554 code for a protein of 517 amino acids. NCBI's taxonomy places the organism in Eukaryota, Metazoa, Chordata, Actinopteri, Characiformes, Serrasalmidae.